Helobdella robusta is the source of this 1779-nucleotide messenger RNA. RefSeq lists its product as hypothetical. The coding region runs from base 1 to 1779 and encodes 592 amino acids. The transcript is spliced from 13 exons. The record is from RefSeq and is a predicted model, not a curated record. Lineage: Eukaryota; Metazoa; Annelida; Clitellata; Rhynchobdellida; Glossiphoniidae.
AUGAGUUUAAAAAGUUUGAUAGCAUUUUCGAAAAAGGUGAAAAAGAGAUUGGUGAUUAGUGAGCUAGUAAGGCUACUGCAGCAGUACCAAGAUUUUUUGAAGGAAUUGUUGUGUCAGGAGAGUCAUGUGGGCAGACUUCUCAUUCAUCUCUCCAUUGACUUAUUGUGCUACAUGGAGAGCCCAGCUGGGAUGAAGUUAACUGAAUGUUUAUUAUUGGUUCUGUCUCUUCAAGGACCAAAUAAUUUCAGUUUGACUGCGCAUUGCAUAUCUGAAAAAUUAAGUGACACAAGUACUAAAGAUUGUGUUCCUCUAUAUGAUGCCUUGUCCCAAAUCAUUAGGAAAUUUCCAUGCUCCAUCAGUGAAGCUGUUGUUAAUAAUGGUGAUCUGAUGAACAGUCUUUCAAAUGCUCUGACAGUUCCAAACUACGACAUUCAAAUGAGUAGCAGUUAUGUCAUGGUGCAACUAAUCACCUCAUCAUCAUCAUCAUCGACGUCGUCAUCUUCUCUUUUGAAUUCCACUUUUUUGAAAAAAGUCGGACUGGAUGUGUUGCUGCUGUUGAAUACUUGUGAUCCAGACAAUGAACUUGCACUUAAUAUGCUAGGUUUACUGAAACUGUGCAUAUGUCACUCUGAUGAAGUGAGUGAGUGCAUCCUAAGAGUGAUGGAGCACGACGAAGGAAUGAAAGUGAUGAUGACGAUGAAGAAGAUGAUGAUUGUUAAGAAGAAUCCAAAACUAGUAGCAGCUGUAGUACAGUGUUUGAUGUCCAUGCUACGUGGUUCUUAUUUUGUGGAGUUUGCUCAGCAUAUGUUCAAAGCUGAUAUUGUUGGUAUGGAUACAAUUGCUAGAUGCAUCAAUGAUUCACUUGACGCCUUACACAUGCACUCAUUGAAUUAUGGCUUGGAGCUCAUUGUCAACAUCCUUAAAAAACAUCCAUCAGAAAGUAGUUUGAAAUUAUUCAACAAUGAUCAAAACCUCUACAUCAGCUGCAUCAACAUUGUCAGCAAACUUCUUGAGUUACAACACUUAGAUAUAAAUUUGUUGAACUUGGCUGGAAGCAUGCCAGACCACGUAAUAGAGCCACUGCCGUUGAAAGAAAUCAUAUCCACAUUUGAGUGCUGCAUAAAACUCAUGCACCAGAUAACUUCAACUAACAACAACAAAUUUGUGAACAUGAAUAAAGUGGAAAUAUUCAACAUAAUGGAAUCGAUGCUGAGUUUGUUAGCUCUAGCGUUUUGCAGACUUUUAUCUGCAGCUGUAUCAAACAAUUUACUGGAUGAUUCAGCUUUUUGCUUGACAUCUGAAGCUCCAGACACUAACAACAACAAAAGCAAUGACUAUGACAUUAGUGACGACAUCAACACCUCGAAGCAUCAACUGGUGCCAACAUCACAAUCAGAGAUACAACAACAACAGAGUCCAUGCUGUGGCAUUGAAAAUUUUUCAAAGUGGAUGUUGAAUUUGGUGGAACAUUUUUUCCUGCCUAUGUGCUUGAACCACCUGAAUGAGAUGAUAUUCCGCAAUGACCAAAACAACAACGUUAAUAAUGUUAGCAACAACAACAACAACCUCAGUGAUGAAUUCUAUGACAGAGUCAAUAUUACAAUAGUUGAGAAUGUGCUGAAUUCAUUAAUGUUGUGCUUAAAAACAUUACCAUCCCUCCAGUUAAAAUAUCAGCAUGGAGUAUUUUCUGAACCAAACUUCAAUAACAAAAUUGUAAAAUCAACUCUUAUAUGCCAACUGUUUAUUCUUAAGUCAGUCAAAAAGUAUGUUUCUGUAUGA